CCCGGAUCAUCUCUUUCCACCUGCAUCUGGGGCUCGCCGCGAGACAGCACUCCAUCGACGGAUGCAGGACGAAUCUCCAUCUCGAAGAUGCUCGCACGAUCCGCAGCACGACGACAGCAUCAUCGGCACACGACUCGACUCCUCGCCGCCGCCUCCUUUGCCCAGCUCACUCUCCCAUGGCUGGCGCCCGCCCAACUACGAUGGACCGCCACCCGAGCAGCGACAAUAGCACGUGGCAGUAACACGAGAGUCGACACACACACAUCUUUGCUGCCGCGGCCGCGACACGAGACUCGCAGCAGAGCACCUUCGCCACUUCGACCGCAACUUCGAUGUCUCGCCACGGCAGCCGACGCGCACACAGCCCCGUCGGCUUCGACCUUGAACUCAGCGCUAGGUGGCCCCGCUGCCGAUGACUAUAUUCCCUUUGACUUCUCCAGCUAUGGGAAGCCGGCAGCAGGGCCGUUUGGACUUGGCGGUGCUCCUGAUCCCAUCAUUCUCUCCGCUGCCUCUCAAACCCCCGACAAGAUUCUCACGAGAAGUGGAAAUAUUCUCCGAGCAUCGGCAAGAGAUCUCCUGGCCCACCUGCACACCAGUAUGUCCGUUGGGCGGUGGGACCGUGCUGCAUCUGUUGUGCAACGCCUAGUGCGGGAAUGCGGUCCUCAUUCAGAAGAAGCUAUGCAUGCACACUCCUUGUAUCUACACAAAUUGCUGUUGGAUCUCAUGCUACACGGUCGAGAUUCGCCGCAGACGGCUGUAGUGCUCAAGGAGAUGCAAAGGUGGUUCGAGGUCGAGGUGCGCAACAAGGGGGUGCAGCCCGAUUCGAGCAUGCUCGUGACCAUGAUGCGCGCCUCAAUCAGAGGACUAGCAGGUUCGAGACGGGAUCGUUCGAUACGGCGAUAUGCCGAUCUUUCCCAGCAGCUAGGCGACGAUGUGCUGGAAGAUGUGCUGUUAUCGGAAGAUUACGACGACAACGAGUUUGCGGUACUUGGACGCGCAACCCAGGAAUUUUACGAAGACGAGUCUGUGCAACAGGAAGAGACAGUAGAUACACCAUCCGCUGAUCCGAGCGGGUCUGGACAAGCGCACUUGAGAGAUGAUACCAUUGAUCUUUCGACGGUGCCCGAAGUGCGCGCGACUGAGCAGAAGGGCACUGGCUUGGAGGGCAUCAAACGGGCGAUGGGUGUGUUUACUCAAGCCGAGACUCUACCCGCGGAUGCUCCUGCAGCAUCACGACGAGAGCAGGCGUAUGCCCUGCAACGCAGAAUGGAAGACACUGCAGUGGACAUAGCUGUUGCAAGGUGGCAGAAGGCGGACGAGGACCUUCGCAAGAUAGGCAUCCACACAUCCAUGCAAAGCAAGCCAAUAGCUGGGCUAAUGUGGCAAUGGUAUUCAAAGUUGCUUCCGCUGCUCGAGGAGGAACUGGAAGAGGUGAAAAAAGCUUAUAUUCGCGAUAAGGGCGAUGAUUGUCUCGUAUAUGGACCAUAUCUGGAACUGCUUCCGGUCAAGAAGGUCGCUGCGAACACCAUUCUCCAUGUUAUGACAAGAAUGGCAGGUGACAAAAACACCAUCACGGAGCAGUUCGAGAGUGAAACCAAACUAGGUACUCUUGCAAUCAAUCUCUCUAAAGCACUUGAGUCCGAAUGGCUCGCUACUGUUGCUGGCAAAGGCGGCAAGUCUGCAAGUAAAAAACCUCAUAGCACAGCAAACCUCCGCAGACGAGCGAUCCGAGCACUCGAGAAGGGCAUAGAGAAAUCGAGGCCUGGGAAGUCGAAAAGAAAAAAAGAAAUACAAGCAGCACUGGCCCAGGUGGAAUGGCCGGUUUCGGUGAAAGUGAAAUUGGGGGCUAUGCUGGUUUCUAAGCUCAUGGAGACUGCUCAAUUGCCAGUAACACGAGAGCAUCCACGGACCAAGGAACAAGUCACUCAAAUGCAGCCAGCUUUCAUGCAUCGCAUGAAGUACUAUCACGGCAAAAGGGUCGGAGUUUUCAUGCCAAAUCCUGCACUGAUACAGAAGAUCAAGAGCGAGCCAGUGGGAAGUCUGCUGGCAAAGCGGAUGCCCAUGGUGGUACCGCCCCUACCAUGGACGGGAUGGGCAAAAGGUGGAUAUCUGCAUUACUCUAAUCCAAUCCUGCGUCUAGCAGCAGGGGACAAAUCUGGUAAGGAUUAUUUCAUGGCAGCGGACGAGAAGCAGGAUCUCAGUACACUAUACAAAGGCUUGACGGCGCUCAGCAAGGUGCCCUGGAAGAUACAUCGGGGCGUUUUCAAUGUCCAGCUAGAAGCCUGGAAUUCUGGAGAAGAAAUCGCUAACUUCGCACCGCUCAAUCCUGAGCUGCCCGUGCCUCCUGAGCCAGACUCAUCCGCAGACCCGGUACAACGAUUGCAGUGGCAACAAAAGUGUCGUGAUAUUGCCAACAGCCGCUCUGGAAACCACUCGAAGCGUUGCUUCCAGAACUUCCAGCUCGAAAUCGCUCGGACUAUGCUCAACGAGACACUCUACUUCCCUCAUAACAUGGACUUCAGGGGGCGAGCGUAUCCAAUUCCCCCUUAUCUCAACCACAUGGGCGCCGACAAUGUUAGAGGACUUCUCGUAUUUGGGGAAGGCAAAGAGCUCGGUGAAAGUGGCUUGCGAUGGCUCAAGAUCCACAUGGCCACGGUAGCCGGGUACGACAAAGCGAGUAUGGAGGAACGUAUUGAAUUCACGAUGCAGCACUUGGAUGAUAUCUACGAUUCUGCGAAGAACCCACUGAGCGGACGACGGUGGUGGUUGCAGGCAGAGGAUGCUUGGCAGACUUUGGCGGCUUGUUUCGAGCUGGUAGCGGCGCUAGACUCGCCCGACCCUACUAAAUACAUCUCGCAUCUUCCAGUGCAGCAAGACGGCACAUGCAACGGCCUUCAGCAUUACGCUGCACUUGGAGGUGAUAAAGCUGGCGCAGCACAAGUCAACCUCGAGCCCAGCGAUCGUCCAGCAGAUGUCUACACUGCCGUAGCCGAAGCUGUGAAAGCUAAAAUAGCAAAAGAUGCGCAGGACGGCAAUCCCGUCGCGCAAAAGCUGGACGGGCGCAUCACUCGAAAGUGCGUCAAGCAGCCAGUGAUGACCAAUGUGUAUGGUGUCACAUUCUGGGGUGCGCGUGUGCAGGUUAGAAGACAGCUGGAAGCUAUAUUUACGGAGUCCAGACAUGAUGAUCCCGUUAACCUUGGGUUAAUGUCGCACUACGUCACACAGAAAAUCUUCGAAUCUUUGGGACAAAUGUUCACUGGAGCACAAAAAAUCCAGGAUUGGCUUGGACAGUGCGCUGAUCGAGUAGCUACAUGCCUUACUCCAGAACAGGUCGAGGAGCUGAAAGACGAGAAGAAAAUGUUGAAAAGGGCGAAAAAGUCGAGGAGCAAGAACACUGAUGAUUUCGAGGACGAGGAAGCUGUUGCCAUCGCCAGAAGAGUCGACAGAAAGGAAAGAUAUGCCGCCUCGAAGCCGUUGUUCAAGACCACGGUAGUGUGGACCACUCCACUACGACUCCCCGUGGUACAGCCCUACCGAGCUUCCAAGUCCAAGAUUGUUUCCACCUCUAUGCAGGACAUUUCGAUCCGAGACCCUCAGGUCUGGGAUCCUGUGAGCCGACGCAAACAACUUCAGGCAUUUCCCCCCAACUUCAUCCACUCACUGGACGCGACACAUAUGCUGCUCAGUGCGUUGAAGUGCACAGAGAAUGGCAUGACAUUUGCAAGUAUUCAUGACUCUUUCUGGACACAUGCCUGCGACGUCAACCGAAUGAGCGAGGUCUUGCGUGACGCGUUUGUAGCUAUGCACAGCGAGGACAUUAUUGGACGUCUGCGUGAAGAGUUCAAUACGAGAUACAGGGGACACAUGUACCUGGCUACCGUAGAUGCCGACAGCGCGGUCGGACAACGCAUCGAACAGUAUCGAAUGGAGGCGAAGACGAAGGCGAAGAAGGCAAAAGUAGAGUCGAUGCCAAGUGAACUGGCCCGUGAGGCAGAACGCGCACGACUGAUGCAAAGCGAAGAUGCAGCAGAGAGAGCUCAAGGCCAGGCUAUGGUGACUCCUGCUAGUAUUCUGGCCUCCGAGACCGAUACAACUUGCUUUGCACCUGCAACACAGUUUGCAGGCGCUACGCUUGGUGAAAUGCCUCUGAACCCUGCACGAGUAGAAGAUGACGAAGCUAUUGCCGUUGACGCGCCCGAUGAUGAGGCCGAUAUGGAGGAAGCAGGCGAGAGCGCUGACGCUCCCGUUGAAGAUGUUGAGCCUGGCAUGACGGCUUCCGAGUCCAGUAAAACGUCCCAAGGCCCCGAGCAAGGAAACAAGAAGAAGACCAAAUCGAAGAAGAAAUUACAAGUCUGGAUCCCUCUCACGUUCCCCGAGGUACCCGAGAAGGGAGACUUUGAUGUCAGACGGUUGCGGGAGAGCCGAUACUUUUUCCAUUAAUGGAAGGAGGAAAAAAAUAGAAUCUGCCAGUUUGAGCGUUGUACAUAUACUGUUGCAUGAAUGAAGCAUUUGUGCGGUCUGGGAAUGCUGCGCAGCGGAGGGCGUUGUUAAAACUAGAGAGAGCGAGUUGAAAAAAGAGAUGCGGCGUUUCAAUGCGCCAGUAUGGCGAAGAAGACCGGGCCGUGGGGGCGAAUUGCCCUUGUAUGAUAUGUUGAUACCUUUAUACCAAC
Sphaerulina musiva SO2202 is the source of this 4670-nucleotide messenger RNA. RefSeq names its product DNA/RNA polymerase. The record is from RefSeq and is a predicted model, not a curated record. Gene Ontology annotation, molecular function: DNA-directed RNA polymerase activity; mitochondrial promoter sequence-specific DNA binding. The transcript has a single exon. The coding region runs from base 88 to 4440 and encodes 1450 amino acids. Gene Ontology annotation, biological process: mitochondrial transcription. Lineage: Eukaryota; Fungi; Ascomycota; Dothideomycetes; Mycosphaerellales; Mycosphaerellaceae. Gene Ontology annotation, cellular component: mitochondrial DNA-directed RNA polymerase complex.